UUAUCUAAUAUCUAGAUAACAACCAUUAUUCCCACAAUAACAAUAUGUCGGGAGUCCGAGUAGUCAGACAGAGCAAAUUCCGGCACGUGUAUGGGCAGGCGGCCAAGCGGGAGAAUUGUUACGAAGGCAUUCGCAUCACAAAAUCGUCUAACGAUUCCAAUUUCGUCGCCAUUAACCCCAAAUUUAUGGCCGUUAUAACGGAGGCCGCCGGGGGAGGCGCGUUUUUGGUCCUCCCUCUUGAAAAGUUCGGCAAAAUCGAAAAGGACUACCCAUUGGUACUAGGACACAAAGGUCCUGUUCUCGAUCUAGCCUGGUGCAAUUUUAACGAUAACAUUAUAGCCUCGUGUUCCGAAGAUACUACCAUUAAAAUAUGGCAAAUACCCCCUAGAGGAUUAGGAAGGUUACCCUUGGAAGACCCCGUGGUCGACUUGACGGCUCACGAUAAGAGGGUCACGCAAGUCGCUUGGCACCCUUCCGCUAACAAUGUUCUUUUAAGCGUCGGUGGGGACCUAAAAAUCCUGAUAUGGAACGUUGGUAUGGGCGAAGUUCUUUUUGAGUUAUCCAAUCAUCCCGAUCUCAUAUACUACGCCAGUUUCAAUUACGACGGAAGUCGCAUCGUCACCGUCUCCAAAGACAAAAAAAUUAGGACUAUGGACUCUAGGACCGGGAAAAUAUUCAAGGAAGGAAAAUGUCACGAAGGUGCCAAACCUCAACGAGCUAUUUACCUCAAGGAUGGCGCUAUUUUUACUACCGGUUUCUCGAAAAUGAGCGAAAGGCAAUACGCACUUAGGACAGAGGAGGAAAUUGAUAAUCCCAUAAUACUCGAAGAACUUGAUAGCUCAAAUGGUGUCCUUUUUCCUUUCUACGACCCAGACACGAAUCUCAUGUACUUAUCCGCCAAAGGAGAUGCGAGCAUCAGAUAUUACGAAAUUACCGACGAAUAUCCAUAUAUCCACUACAUUAACGUGAAUACAUCGACCGAGUCCAUAAGAGGAUUGGGGUUUAUGCCUAAAAGGGGAGUUAAUGUUACCACCAACGAGAUCGAUAGAUUUUUCAAGAUAACCACUAACGGUUUUUGCCAAGUGACUCAUUUUGUAGUUCCACGUAAAAGUGAGAAUUUUCAAGAUGACCUCUAUCCCGAUACAGCCUCCGACGUACCAGCCCUCAGUGCCGAGGAAUGGGCAGCUGGGAAAAAUCAUGACCCCAUAUUGAUGUCAAUGAAAGAUAUCGCUGCUUCUUCCGAAAAACAACAAGAGUUUAAAGCCACCAAGAAGGCCAACGUUUUAAAUAAAAUGCCUUUAAAAGCCGGCCCUGGUUCCCCUGUAUCACAAACCGAUUCCGCCGAAUUAAAAUCGCUCAUGAAAGAUUUCAAGGACAUACAAGACAAUUUCAAAAACUUCAAACCCGAAGAUUUGCUCAAAGAAAUUUAUUUCCUCAAGGAAACCAUGAAAUCUUGCGAAAAACGAUUGACGAAUCUUGAAAACAAGUGUAAAUAAAUAGAUUAUCUUGUAGCGCGUUUCUUCGGGAGUAAAGAUUAUACUAAAAUAAUUAUAACAAAAAAAAUAUCCGCUAUAAAAAACAAACACCAAAAACGAAUCGUUGAAUAUUAAAAAAAACAUAACUUUUUUGGAUUUUACAUAACAAUCUUUUAACCGCGUAAAUUUUUUUUUCUCUACUGCCUAUUAUAACAUUUGCCUAAUAUCUUUAAAACGAUAAGCUAAUAUAAUUUUUUUUUAAUCCUUCCCCUACAUUCAGCUAGCGCUAACUCUCAGCGAUUUAUACAAAAUGAAUGUAAAAUUAUUAUAUUCAUAUCAUUUUGUAUACUUCGCUGCGAAUUCGCGCUAACUAUGAAUGCAGGGUUAGCUUAAAUAAUGCACGCGAUUUUUUUUAUUAUAAAAAAUAAUCUAAAUUUGAUAAAAACAAACUAAUUUUGUUUUUAACAAAAUCAUAUUUUGAUUAAUCAAAAAAAUAAUCUCAACAUUUUAAACCUUUUAUUUUAUUAUAAUUUUUAUUUAUUAAUUUUUAUAAAAACAAAAUUACGUUUAGACCUAUGUAUACCAUGUGAUAUAUAAAUAUAAUAUUUAUUAUUUAGUUUAUUUUAUUUUUUAAAAAAAGUCAUAUUUUUUUUGUUUGUAUCUUGGAAAUUAUUAUUAUUUUUGAUCAUAUUUUAAAAAAUCCAAUAUUAUGUCACAAUAAUUGUAUCCAGGUUCCAAUAUAUUAUAU
Gordionus sp. m RMFG-2023 is the source of this 2223-nucleotide messenger RNA. Its product is annotated as coronin-1C-like. Gene Ontology annotation, molecular function: actin filament binding. NCBI's taxonomy places the organism in Eukaryota, Metazoa, Nematomorpha, Gordioida, Chordodea, Parachordodidae. The coding region runs from base 45 to 1496 and encodes 483 amino acids. The transcript is spliced from 11 exons. Gene Ontology annotation, biological process: actin filament organization. The record is from RefSeq and is a predicted model, not a curated record.